CUGUAGGUAAACUUUAGUUUUCUUUCCUUCCGUGAUUUUAAUAUUUAAUGGUCUUGUUAUCUCAAUACAAAUAGGAAUGUUAUAUGUUAUAUUAUUAAUAAAACUUAAUAUAUAAUACAAAAAUGUCACAGCCGAACUUACUGGACAUAGUUCCAGAAGAACUGUUUCAAAACUACUUCGUCAGCGAUGUGGACCAAGUUCAAAAGAAAUUGCAAUAUGAAAUCGAGAGAAAGAGGGAAGAAUUACGUGCUAUGGUUGGAGAAAGGUACCGGGAUCUCAUACAUGCGGCGGAUACCAUAGAGGAAAUGAAAGAAACAACAUCCAGUACUUUGGAACAUAUAAGUCAGAUGAUAUCAGCAUGUAGGAACCUUCAUAAUACACACUUGGUUGGAUUCAAGAUUGACAAAAGGCCUGAACAGCCAAGUUUUCAGUUCAACAUAAAUCCAGCGCAAAGUAUAGCAGUGCAAGUCAAGCUGUUGAUGGAGAUCCCUGAAAAAAUAUGGACUUCCAUUGAAGCUGAGGAUUAUGUGACAGCCACACAGUUGUUUAUUAUGGCAAGGCACAUUAACACAGGUUUACAAUUACAAAUAGGCGGUGCAAAUGCCAAGCCGGAAAUGCAAUCUAUGCAGCGGCUGGUCCAGCAGCAAUGGAAUUCUAUAUCCAACUUCAACGACACCAUUGUCAAUGUGUGUAGGGAGAAACUGCAUGAUGUCGACAUCACAGUGGAGGUUUUGUACAUGCCUCACCCGCAGAUUCCAGGUUCGGUCCCCGGGUCAUAA
Molecule: messenger RNA, 779 nt
Organism: Amyelois transitella
Lineage: Eukaryota; Metazoa; Arthropoda; Insecta; Lepidoptera; Pyralidae
Product: conserved oligomeric Golgi complex subunit 1-like
Exons: 5
Coding region: 123-779 (218 amino acids)
Biological process (GO): intra-Golgi vesicle-mediated transport
Cellular component (GO): Golgi apparatus; COG complex
Source: RefSeq, a predicted model, not a curated record